Molecule: messenger RNA, 663 nt
Organism: Trichomonas vaginalis G3
Lineage: Eukaryota; Parabasalia; Trichomonadida; Trichomonadidae
Product: ankyrin repeat protein family
Exons: 1
Coding region: 1-663 (220 amino acids)
Molecular function (GO): protein binding
Source: RefSeq, a predicted model, not a curated record
AUGUUUUCACUAACACGCGCAAAAGAUCCCCUUACUAAAGCAUGCGAAGAAGAAAAUCUCGAAAGUGUUAAAUCUCUUAUAGAGAACGGUAACUAUAAAGUAGAAUCUUUAGGUUUACCACUCAUUCUUGCGUCAUAUCAUGGUCAUCUUGAAGUUGUUAAUUAUCUUAUCUAUAUUGGAGCUGAUAAAGAAGCAAAGGAUAAUAAUGGAUGGACUCCACUCAUUUGGGCAUCAAGAGAAGGUCAUCUUGAAGUUGUUGAAUAUCUUAUCUCUAUUGGAGCUGAUAAAGAAGCAAAGGAUAAAGAUGGAUGGACUCCACUCAUUUUUGCAUCAUCUAAUGGUCAUCUUGAAGUUGUUAAACAUCUUAUCUCUGUUGGAGCUGAUAAAGAAGCAAAGAAUAAAUAUGGAUCUACUCCACUCAUUUAUGCAUCACAAUUUGGUCAUCUUGAAGUUGUUAAAUAUCUUAUCUCUGUUGGAGCUGAUAAAGAAGCAAAGAAUAAAAAUGGAUCUACUCCACUCAUUCUUGCGUCAUAUCAUGGUCAUCUUGAAGUUGUUAAAUAUCUUAUCUCUAUUGGAGCUGAUAAAGAAGCAAAAGAUAAAGAUGGAAAAUCUGCUCUUGAUGUCGCAAGUGGUUCUGUGAAAAAAUACUUAUUAUCAAUUUGA